AUGAAGCAACACUUGGCCAACCUUCCCCGACUUGCCUCAGUCUCUCUGGGGGAGAAGCUAGGCAUCUACCUGGCUGCCUCCCAGCACGCAGUCAGUUCCGUCCUGGUCAAGGAAAAUUCCGGCGAACAGCUUCCAGUCUACUAUGUUAGCCACGUCCUGAACGGGCCCGAGGAACGAUACCCACCAAUUGAGAAGCUGGCACUUGCGCUCGUGCUGUCCGCCUGGAAGCUACGCCCCUACUUCCAGGCUCAUCCGGUGGAGGUCAUUACUGACCAACCGCUUCGGCAGAUCUUGUCUAAAUUUGAUAUUGCAGGACGUCUUCUCAAAUGGGCGGUGGAGCUCGGCGAGUAUGACAUACAAUACGUGCCCAGGACCGCUAUCAAAGCCCAGUCCGUGGCCGACUUCAUUGCAGAAUUAACCCAGAUCAGGGACGAAGGUCUCGAACAACCUCCCAAGGCCUGGGUCCUGCAUGUCGACGGAUCGGCCAACUCAAAAGGCGCUGGCGCGGGGCUGGUGUUGCAAGCUCCCGACGGGCGGUCGUUCGAGCGUUCCCUCCGCUUCGGGUUCCAGGCCACUAACAACGAGGCGAAAUACGAGGCGCUCCUAGCAGGACUCAGGUUGGCCCUCGAGAUGCAGGUGGUCACCAUCCGCGUCCUCACCGACUCGCAGCUGGUAGCUGAGCAACUCAGCGGGGGAUACGAGACCCGAGACCCGAGACCCGACCAUGGCGAAGUACCUGGCACAGCCCCCGAAGUCGGGCCUGAGGUCGAGGAGCUCCCUGCCCGUGCCAUCGAAGUCGCAGCGGCAACCUCGGGCGGCGCGCCUUCCACCUGGGUACAAGAAUUACUGCGCUUCAAACAGGACGGGACUCUUCCGCCCGACGAAGCGACGACUCAGUGCCUGCGUCGCACGCAUGCGUGGUAUACUGAGGUGAGUGGACGGCUCUACAAGUGGUCCUUCACAUACCCCCUCCUACGGUGCUUCGAGCCCGACGAAGCUCAGACAGUUCUGGCUGAGGUCCAUGAGGGAAUCUGCGGGGAACACAUCGGUGGGCGAACCCUGGCACACAAAAUACUUCGCCAAGGUUACUACUGGCCGACCAUGUGCCGGGAUGCGAAGGCCCACGUGCAACGGUGUAGUUCGUGCCAAGAACACGCCCACACACCCCGGCAGCCAACGGUCCCGCUCACCCCCAUCGACUGCGCAUGGCCGUUCGCGCAAUGGGGGCUGGACCUGCUCGGCCCUUUCCCCCCAGCCUCGGGACAACUAAAGUACCUCGUCGUAGGUGUGGAUUAUUUCACAAAGUGGGUCGAGGCCGAACCAUUGGCGACGAUCACGGAGCGGCAAAUAGAAAAGUUCAUAUGGAGGAACCUGGUGACUCGGUUUGGCUUGCCCAAAACCAUCAUCACCGACAAUGGGCCCCAGUUCGCCAGUAGGUGGUUCCGGGAGUUCUGCGCGAACCACGAAAUCCAGCUAAGGUUCAGCUCGGUGGCUUACCCUCAGACGAACGGGCUAGCAGAGGUAACCAAUCAGUCCAUUCUGGACGGACUCAAAAGAAGGGUAUCCGCAGCCCGAUCGGCUUGGACGGACGAGCUCCCGAGCGUCUUAUGGUCGCUACGCACCACCCCCAAGACCGCGACUGGAGAGUCCCCUUAUAGCCUCGCGUUCGGAACCUAA
This is a messenger RNA of Musa acuminata AAA Group (dessert banana), 1677 nucleotides long. RefSeq lists its product as uncharacterized. The coding region runs from base 1 to 1677 and encodes 558 amino acids. Lineage: Eukaryota; Viridiplantae; Streptophyta; Magnoliopsida; Zingiberales; Musaceae. Gene Ontology annotation, biological process: DNA integration. The transcript has 2 exons. The record is from RefSeq and is a predicted model, not a curated record. Gene Ontology annotation, molecular function: RNA-DNA hybrid ribonuclease activity; nucleic acid binding.